Messenger RNA from Grosmannia clavigera kw1407, 270 nucleotides. RefSeq lists its product as uncharacterized. The record is from RefSeq and is a predicted model, not a curated record. The coding region runs from base 1 to 270 and encodes 89 amino acids. The transcript has a single exon. Lineage: Eukaryota; Fungi; Ascomycota; Sordariomycetes; Ophiostomatales; Ophiostomataceae.
AUGUCUGCUGAGGGCGAUGGCGACAGCGACACUUGGACACAGCUGGUCACAGACGUGGCCUCCAUCGUGGCCUAUACCCCGCCAAAUCUGCCACCGCCAAGUGUGUCGCACCGAUAUGUGUUUGUGCUUUGGAGGCAGCCGGCCGUGCUAGAUGCAACCAGGAUUCACAAAGCGCUGGGCCUGGCUGAGACUAUGGGUCGAUGGGCGCGGAUUCGUUGGGAUGGGCACAAUUUCGAGAUAGUACGGAGUAAUACUCCGUACUGGGCCUAG